This is a messenger RNA of Sphaeroforma arctica JP610, 1418 nucleotides long. RefSeq lists its product as hypothetical. The record is from RefSeq and is a predicted model, not a curated record. The coding region runs from base 1 to 882 and encodes 293 amino acids. Gene Ontology annotation, molecular function: RNA cap binding. The transcript has 5 exons. Gene Ontology annotation, cellular component: Lsm1-7-Pat1 complex; P-body. NCBI's taxonomy places the organism in Eukaryota, Ichthyosporea, Ichthyophonida. Gene Ontology annotation, biological process: deadenylation-dependent decapping of nuclear-transcribed mRNA.
AUGUACAACCAGCCCAUGGGAGGACCAAACAUGCAGGGUCAACCAAUGGGAUCACAUCAAAUGCAGAACAGCACAAUUGGGGCUCAACUGAUGCACAAUCAACCAAUGGGUGGGCAGCAGAUGCACAAUCAACCAAUGGGUGGGCAGCAGAUGCACAAUCAGCCAAUGGGGACACAGCAAAGACAAGGACAUCAGGGACAGGGACAGGACAUGCCAAUGGGUGGCCAACGGAAUCAGGGGCAGCAGUACAGCCAGCAAAUGCCACAAUACAACCAAUACCAACAACCGCAGCAGCAGAAACAACAACAGGCGCCCCGACCCAUAUAUAACAACAAUAACAUCUACAACAAUAAUAAUACCAACACUAACUAUAACAACAACAACAACAGAUACAAUAGUAACAACAACAACAACAACCAUAGCCACAACAACAACAACAACCAGUACAACCCGCAACGAUCUUCCUCGCAACGGCCUGCCUAUCUCUCGGGGUCUGUAUCUCUCGCCGAUGACGUGGACAAACGUGUUCUAGUGGUGAUGCGAGACGGCAGGAAGCUUAUCGGCUACCUGCGUUCGUUCGAUCAGUUUGCGAACGUUGUCCUCCACCGCACCAUUGAGCGAGUGUAUGUGGGUCAGCAGUACGGCGAUAUACAGCGUGGCAUCUACGUGGUCAAGGGCGAGAAUGUAGUCUUGAUGGGCGAGUUGGACCCGAUGCUGGAGGCAGACUCGAAGCUGAAGGAAGUGGAUGUACUGGACAUUUUAGAAUUGCAACGAGACGAACAGGAGACCAAAGCGGAAGCCCUGAAGAUGAAGAACAAAAUCUUGAUGGCGAGGGGUUACCAAAUCUCGAACGACUCGGCGUUUGAUGACCUGCACGGCUGAAUAUGCGACAGAUAGCUAUGCUUAGCACAUCUAGGCGCUGGUGACUUACCCUCCGUAGGAGAUGUCACUGAGGCGAUUAUAAAACACUUGCACGUACGAGGUGUACUACCACUUGUGAGAUGGUCGCUGGUGGUCACUGGUUGACGCGGACAAUCCUGCUGCGUAUAGUUAGUUAUGGGUGAUCGCAACAAAUGUUAUAUGACAACUCAUGCUUUGCAUGCUUGUCGGCGAACUGCACCUUACCCGUAGCACUCACUUCGAUCUGAUUUCGGAGGGACUAGCAGGCUAGCCAUGCGGCUCUUACAUACAUUUGGACACAUUUGGGCAUUGGCACCCUGGGUCUCGUGGAGUCGACUAAAGCGCAUGUGCACAUGAAGUUUAUAGGCGACGGUUGCGUACAAUGUGAGACUGUAGCUUGUGGCCGGAUGCUCAUGUUGUCUCUAGCGGGCGUGUCUUCUGUGUGAGUAAGUCCGUAGUUCCAGCACUUAUUAGUGUCUGAGAAGCAAUCUCAAUAAAGCAACCAGGUUUAAAAUCGC